Messenger RNA from Alnus glutinosa, 3012 nucleotides. RefSeq lists its product as uncharacterized. Bases 1 to 3012 code for a protein of 1003 amino acids. NCBI's taxonomy places the organism in Eukaryota, Viridiplantae, Streptophyta, Magnoliopsida, Fagales, Betulaceae. The transcript has 6 exons. The record is from RefSeq and is a predicted model, not a curated record.
AUGCAGACUUUAUCUUCACAUCAGGAGGUUAGUUGUGAUAAGGAGGGGCUUUUACCGAGCGAUAUUUUGCGUGCAUGUUCCAAUUCUCGUGCUGUUUUUAAAGAUUCUGGGGGCUCUUUUUCUGCUAUAGGGGUUAGCUUAGGUGGCACCUCUUCGAUAGUGGAUGGCGUGUCCACACCUCUGUUCCCUUGUCCCCCACUACCACCAGUUUUGCGGGAUCAUGUUCCUUUUUCUCCUAUCUGUUCUUCCCACGUCUCUCAGCCGAAUUCUCUGGAGUUACCUCCGGUUGUGCCCGAUGUAUCCUUGCAUCCAUCGGCGGCAGAAACAGUGGCUUCAACUUCGGGGUUUCUCUCUGUUCUUGGGGAACUUCACUCUGGGGAUGGACAGUUGGAGGUUUCGGGAGUUUAUCUUUGGAGGAUUCUCGAUCGGAUGAUGUUGUGGUUUCUCAUCCCUCUUCUGUUGGCCAUGUUGUUUUCUCUACCCCAUAUCUCCGGAAAUGUAAGAAACAAGCUAGCCGUACAUCUUCGGGUCCUACUCAUCCAACUUUGGUUAUUGGCAAAAGGAAAUCGGGGGCUGCAAAAUCCCAGGCGGGUAGGGAGACUGUUUCAAAGAAACUUAAGGCUUUGGCGGUGGUUGGCACCCAGCCUCGCCUGCCGUUAUGAAUCUAUUAAGUUGGAACUGCCGAGGGCUUGUUAUAUGGAUCAUGUUCGUCACCGUAUUGGUUUUGAUAGUAUGUUUGUUGUUGACCCGGUGGGCAGAAGUGGUGGUCUUGCUCUUCUUUGGAAGGAAGCUCAUCUUUUGGAUAUUUAUAAUUUUUCUCGUUUUCAUAUUAAUGUGGUGGUGAAGGCUGAUGGGGGUAUUGAUCCAUGGCGUUUUACGAGUUUCUAUGGCCAGCCAGAUAGUACCCGUCGUAUGGAGUCAUGGGCUUUGCUUAAUCAUCUCAAACCUCUCCAACCUUUGCCUUGGAGGGCUUUGGAAGAUUGUGAGCUAUGUGAUCUUGGUUAUAUUGGUCCACAAUUUACAUGGACUAAUGGUUGCUCUGAUGCCAAUUAUACUCUUGAGAGAUUGGAUUGGGGCGUGGCUAAUAGUGCUUGGUUUAAUCUUUUUCAGCAAGCUUCCGUUACUGUGCUAGCUACUUCAGUCUCAGAUCACAAUCCGGUUCUUGUUUCUUUCGCUGAAUCUAUGGAAGAGAGGGUUCUUUUGCGGCGCAGUUUUAAGUUUGAGGCUGGUUGGAUGAGGGAUGAAGAUUAUGGAAAUCUUGUACAGGAAGCAUGGACUGGGGGGGACUUUAGGUGGGGAACCGAAAUUAAGAAGGUUCAAAAUGAAAUUUCAGACAUGUUAGAAAGAGAGGAUAUGCGAUGGAAGCAGCGGGCUAAACAAAAUUGGUAUGUUAAUGGGGACCGCAAUACCAAAUAUUUUCAAUCUUGGGCAAAUCAAUGUCGAAAGUCCAAUUCUAUUCGGACGCAGCCUAGGGGAGUUGAAGAUUUUUUGGAGACUUUGGAACCGCGGGUUACAGAGGCUAUGAAUAGGAAUUUGUGUCGGCCUUUUAUUGAAGAGGAGGUCCAGGUUGCUGCCCCAACCCGUGUUACUGAAUAUCGGCCGAUCAACCUAUGUAACGUGCUUUAUAAGAUUAUUUCUAAGGUGAUUUCUAACCGACUUAAAGAUGUUUUGGCUCAUAUUAUAUCCUCGGAACAAAGUGCUUUUAUUCUAGGGAGACUAAUCACGGAUAAUGUUUUGGUGGCUUUUGAAACCCUCCACACAAUGGAUACACGGUUGAAAGGUAAGGAGGGAUUUAUGGCCAUGAAGCUCGAUAUGAGUAAGGCCUAUGAUCGGCUAGAAUGGGAUUUUCUGGAAUCCAUUAUAAGGAAGCUUAGAUUUGUCGACAGAUGGAUCCAUCUAAUUAUGUCUUGCUUACAGACGGUUUCCUAUUCUAUUCUACUCAAUGGUCAACCCACAGGCCACAUUGUUCCUACUCGAGGUAUUCGCCAAGGUGAUCCACUAUCCCCUUAUCUUUUCAUUAUAUGUGCGGAAGGUUUGAGUUCUAUGCUGAAAAGAUCUUCUAGGGAAGGUGCAAUUACAGGUGUACCUAUUUCUAGAGGCGGAACAAGAAUUCAACAUCUCCUUUUUGCGGAUGAUAGCCUAAUUUUCUGCCCGGCUAAUUGUAUGGAAAGGGAUCACAUUCAUUGGUUGCUUGGUAAGUAUGAGGAGGCUUCAGGGCAACAAAUUAACAGGGACAAAACGGGCUUGUUUUUUAGUUGGAAUACUAAGGCUGCGGUUCAGGGCAACAUUGUAGAAGGGACGGGAGUAAGUUCCACUGGCUGUUAUGAAAAGUAUCUUGGUCUUCCCACUCUUAUAGGGAGAUCUCGAGUUUCUACUUUUAAUGGCAUCAAUGAUCGUAUUUGGAAACGUAUCAAUGGUUGGAAAGAAAAGUUUUUGUCCCAUGCCAGGAAGGAAAUUCUUCUAAAAUUGGUAAUUCAAGCGAUUCCUACCUACACCAUGAGUCUUUUUCGUCUCCCGAGAACCUUAUGUCGCGAAAUAAAUUCCAUGAUGGGUAGAAUGUGGUGGGGUCAUAAGGAAAAUCUUGGUAAGAUUCCGUGGAUGGCUUGGAAUGGGAUGGGGAGGGGUAAGUUGGAUGGGGGUCUUGGCUACUGUGAUUUCAUUAGCUUCAACAUUGCCAUGCUUGCCAAACAAGCCUGGCGUUUGACAAUUUUUUCAGAGUCUUUGGUAGCAAAAAUUCUACGUGAAAAGUACUAUCCAGGGAAAGAUUUUAUCAAUUCUUCUGUAGGCUCUAGACCUUCAUAUGACUGGAGGAGUAUUUGUUUUGCAAAAUCAUUGCUUAAUGAUGGUCUGAUUUGGAGAAUUGGUGAUGGCAAGAAGAUAAAAGUUAAGGGCGACAAAUGGAUUCCCACUACUCAUUCACACAAGAUACAAGUCCCUUUACCGGGCAUCAGUCCAGAAGCUAGAGUGUGUGAUUUUAUUGACUAUGAUUUGAACUGGUGGAAUAUACCUUAG